Messenger RNA from Capsicum annuum, 2156 nucleotides. RefSeq names its product mitogen-activated protein kinase kinase kinase 3-like. The record is from RefSeq and is a predicted model, not a curated record. The coding region runs from base 159 to 1496 and encodes 445 amino acids. NCBI's taxonomy places the organism in Eukaryota, Viridiplantae, Streptophyta, Magnoliopsida, Solanales, Solanaceae. The transcript is spliced from 9 exons. Gene Ontology annotation, molecular function: ATP binding; protein kinase activity. Gene Ontology annotation, biological process: protein phosphorylation.
GGGGUGGGGGGUCCCUCCAAUUAAACAAACAACACUCUUGUACACGGUUUAACAUGCUCUUAUAUUACCCACAAACAUUUCAAAACUUGAGCAAAAUAUCCCAAAGUGUCACGAUUUGAAACAUACUUGACAGUACUCUCGUCCCAACGAAAAGUUAAAUGGCUUCUUGGUUUGAAAAACAACCCCUCCAGCUACCCAAUGAACAAACUCCUCCAAGAACUUACAAAAAGUAUGGAGUAAAUAAGUCAAAAAGCUUUGAUGAAUCCAUCUUGAUACCCAAAAAUUCUCCAACUUGUUUUGCAGCUAAUGGAUCCUAUUCCUCAUCCUAUGCUUCUCAUUCCUACACAUGCACAAAAGACAAGAAACUUCACCCUCUUUUUCCUUUGCCUUCACCAUUAGAUUCACCUCAUUUCUCUACAAGAUCAAGUAGUGGAUCAUCCUCUAGCUCAUUUCAGUUCAAUGAUGAUGAACAAGGGAUUAGUCCAUUAUUUAGUCCACUCAGAAACAAUUGCAAUGAUUGGUCAAGAACAUCAAAUGAGAGUUCAAAGUCCUCCUCUUCUUGCACUUCACCAACAACAUAUCCAGUGGUAUGGGGAAAGAUUUUGGAUUCUCCUAGUGGAAAACAAGAGAAGUGUAAUCAUCCACGCCAUUCUCUUCCUCUUCCACCGAAUUCUUCAACUAAUAAAACAGGGCAAGCUCUCGGGUCCAAAUGGAAGAAAGGGAAGUUGUUAGCAAAAGGGACAUUUGGCCAUGUCUAUGCUGGAUUUAAUAGUGAUAAUGGACAAAUGUGUGCUAUAAAGGAAGUGAAAAUCAUCUUUGAUGACACAACAUCAAAAGAACGUCUCAAGCAGCUGAACCAGGAGAUCACAUUGCUCAGUCAAUUCUCACAUCCAAACAUUGUGCAAUACUAUGGAAGUGAAUUGAGAGGAGAUAAGUUGUCACUCUACUUGGAAUAUGUACAAGGAGGAUCAAUUCUUAAACUACUUCAAGAAUAUGGUCCUUUCGAAGAACAAAUUAUCAGCAGCUACACACGAAAAAUUCUCUCCGGUUUAGUCUACUUGCAUGACAGUAACAUAGCACACAGGGAUAUAAAAGCAGAAAAUAUACUAGUAAAUUCUAAGGGAGAAAUCAAGCUUGCAGACUUUGGAAUGGCUAAACAUAUAAAAGCAUGUUCUCUGAUGGAUUCCUUCAAAGGAAGUCCAUAUUGGAUGGCUCCGGAGGUAUUUAAGGAUACAGGAGGUUGCAAUGUUGCUGUAGAUAUUUGGAGCCUAGGUUGUACUGUUCUUGAGAUGGCAACAGCUAAACCUCCAUGGAGCCAACAUGAAAGAGCAGUUUUACUAUUCAAAAUGGCAGAUAGGAAAGACAUUCCUGAAAUUCCCAGGAACCUCUCAGAUAAUGCGCAGAGUUUUUUGAAACUUUGCUUGCAGAGGAAUCCAGGUUGCCGUUCGACAGCUGUUCAGCUGCUACAUCAUCCAUUUGUUCAGGCUUACUGGUGAGGAGGAGUUGGUCCCCACUCCAUCUUCACUUAAAAUGGAUCAUUUAAUCGGCCAAUUUUACGGUAUGACUAGAACGUCAGCAUCUUUUUUUCUUUUGAAAUUAAGGAACGGCAUGAUUGGUAAUGCUUGCAAACUUGUUGCGGGCUGUCGAUAUUUCUGGCUUGCAUCUUGACGACAGGUUGAGCAAGCCUGAUGGUGAAGGAGAAUUGGUAUUUAAGCUGUGGGAAGAUGGGAAGGAUCUGGAUUAGAGAAUGAAGAUCAAGAACCCAGUCAAGUCCACAUGCCAAGAAAAAGAAUAUGAGCUAGUUGUUGGAAGCAUUACAUUCUGGUUCCCAUUGGUUGAGUUGAUCCCGAGACAAAGCGAAGAGGUAGAAUUUAUAAGGAAUAGACAUUGGCCGUGCAGCGCAGGCUGUGCUAAGACCAGCUCUGCUACCUAAAGCCUUCUAUAGGCUGUGUCAUAUAGAUGAUGGGAUUCAGUGUAGUCGAAGUUGAACAGCAGAUAUCUCCCCACCACAUAUAUGGGAGAAAAAAGUUAAGGUUUGAGCCCGGAAAAAGAAAACUUAUCCGUACCAAGUGCUUACACCAAAUGUGUGUGUACACGCACCUUUAUCAACCAUGACUAAUUAAUGAAUAUGUUUAAUACAUUAAAUCACUUAACCA